Molecule: messenger RNA, 2371 nt
Organism: Schistocerca americana (American grasshopper)
Lineage: Eukaryota; Metazoa; Arthropoda; Insecta; Orthoptera; Acrididae
Product: gastrula zinc finger protein XlCGF7.1-like
Exons: 6
Coding region: 106-1434 (442 amino acids)
Biological process (GO): regulation of transcription by RNA polymerase II
Cellular component (GO): nucleus
Molecular function (GO): DNA-binding transcription factor activity, RNA polymerase II-specific; RNA polymerase II transcription regulatory region sequence-specific DNA binding
Source: RefSeq, a predicted model, not a curated record
UGUGUUAGGAGGGCGCGUAAAGUGGUAAUGUUUGAAUGUUGUUUGCGUUUUACUAUCUGAUGUUGUUAGGAUUAUUAAACAUCUCAGGGGAUUGAAUCGACAGUUAUGAAAAGAUCAGGGAAGUCAUGCAGAAUAAACCAGGGCACAGCAAAUGGUAUAUGUGACCCUAGACCUCAAGUAAAUGAACAAGGUGGUAGAAAUACCCCACAAAUUAAAAGAGAAGAGAUCUUCAUCUCACAGGAUUGUGAGAGUAACCUCUCUGGUGAAGAUAAUGCCUCUGGAUCAAGUGUGUCAGAAGAAGCUGAGUGUCGCACUUUGGUUUGUGAAGACUGUGGGAAAAAAUUUUCACAAAGACACCUUCUUAGUCGACACAAGAGAGAAGUACACCGUCCAAAUCUUAACCUUGUAUGUAAGGAAUGUGGCAAAAAAAGCAGCAGUAGUGGGGGACUGUAUCAUCACAUGAAAUCUCAUCUACCACCAGCUUAUGAAUGUGCAGAAUGUAGUAGAAAAUUUGAUAGGAAAAAGACACUUGAAUCACAUUGGCACAGAAUACAUGGUGACAGUACCCAAAAUCAAAAAGAAGUUCAUGUGAGACCUAAAUCACCUAAGUGCAAUUCCGGUACUCAUCAGGUACUUUUGAAAUGCUGUGAUUGCGAUAAGACAUAUAUGUCAGCAACAGGCCUAAGUAGACAUCGUGCUACGGUUCACUUACAAAAAUUUCCACAUACUUGUAUCACAUGUGGGCAAGCCUUUACACAGAAAUCAUCCUUGUUGCGUCACCAAAAAGUACACACUAAAGUACGUCCAUUCCAGUGUGGAUAUUGUGUUGCAGCCUUCAAAGAUAAAUGGCAUCUUACACAGCAUGAAAGGAUACACGCUGGUGCUGAGCCGUAUGUAUGUAGCAUUUGUGAUAAAUCAUUCAGACUUAAGACUGUACUAAGGGAACAUAUUCAUGAAGAACAUGGUCCUUCCGAAAGAAAGUGUCCUGAAUGCAGUCAUACUUGCAAGACAUUUGAUGCACUUGCUUCUCACUGGAAACAAAAACAUGCCUCUGGGUGGGUCCAUAAGAAUUCUAGCGAAGGUCAUAGUUCAGUGCAUAAUAAUGAAGAAAUUCCCAGUUUAUCCAUAGAAUGGAGAAAUAAACAUGCCAUUAAGUGGGCAAAUCCAAAAACUCGCAUAAAACGGCAAAGAAUCAAUAUUGCUCUAUUAGAAGCGUUGGCAGAUUUAUCAUCACUUACAGAAUAUGAGGAUAGAGUGAACAGUGACAGUGAAGAAUUAGCUGUGUGUAAUAACAAAUGUAUUUCACAAAUGGGAUCACUUUCUCAAGAUAUCCCUGGAAAUUACUCUUCUCUGGAUUUAUCAUCUUUGGCCAGCAGAUCAGAUGAGGAACUGCAUGUGGCUUCAACAGAUACGGUGAAAGUAGAAAUAAAUUAAAAGGAGACUGUGCAUGUUUCUGGUGGGCACUGUAAAACGUAAAACAUGGACACUCGUGCAUGUUUCUGGUGGGCACUGUAAAAUGAAAAACAUGGAUGCUCCAAAGGCAAAGAAAAAUAUGGUACUUAAACAGAAUGAAUUAGAUAACAUGUCAAGUAUUCCUGAAGUAUCCAGCGUGAGAUACAACACAAGUGGAAAAAAAAUUAACUGGGAAAAGAGCCAUGAACAUGGAAAAUAAAACUGUUUCAGAAGAAUAUACAAAUCAGCAGCAAAAAAAGAAAAAGAAAAGGGAACAUAGCACAGGCUUGGAGAAGUUGAAGUCUGCCAUUCUCACGAAAGUACUGCAUGAGACACUCAUUAACAGCUUGCCUACAGAAGAAAUUAUAUUGCACAACUGCACAGAAACUAGUGAAAAAGCACCAUUAAGAGAGGAAUAAACACAAUAACAACUGAUAGGUACUGGAAAAGUAGCAGUACGGAUGCAAAGUAUCAAGAAAUAAAAGAAUUACCAACUGGUUCAAAUAAACUUGGACUUAUGUGAAGCACAUUACUGUAUAAAUUACUUUAUCUUCUUAUGAUUAAGAGAGGAGAGGGUAGUGAAACAGGUCCCUUUUGAAAGUCAAACUGUGACAAAGAAUAUGUACCUGACUCAAAAUAACAAAGUUUUUGGCAGUUAGUUGGUUAUGGGACACCUACCAUAGCAACAACCACUCAGAAAAUGAGCUUGGUCAUGCCUUCCAUUCUGUUGACUGCUGUUGUAUUGCUCUGCUAAGCAGAAGUGAAGAGAAAAGUGAUAAGACUAUUGCCAUCCUCCUGAAAAAACAAUGUACUGCACAUUAACCCGCAGUGUGUGAUUGUGUCUGGAAUGAAAGGCCUAGCUAUUAAUGCCGCAGACAUAUUGUGUGCUCGGACAAAUGUUAACCCUUUUGCAGGUGCU